CCUCUCCAAAUUCCCCUUCCCCCGUCAGUGAAUAUGUCUGCCUCGCCAAGCCAAGCUCCGGCGGAGAAACCCUCUGCGCCACCAGUCAAUAUCCUCCCCUCCCAGGUCGCGCGGACUUAUUCCUACGCGCAUCCCCUGCUCCUUCUGGGGCUAUGCGCCCUCCGAUUUGAGGCAUUGGUCGCCGACCCAGUGCGAGAACUUCUGGCCGACCUCCCAUGGUUGGCCGGUCUACAGCUCUUCUAUGUCUUACUUUGUCUUCCGCCAGCAGGGUCAACUCUCUCGACCGAAGGUGGUUCGACCGACGAGGACAAGAAGAAGGCUCCCCGCUCGCCUCCUGGUCCUGCCGUUACUCUGCGACCUGGCAAGCCUGGCUACCGGCGGAAGCAGACUUCAGGGAAGAGCGAUUGGGCGGACAUGCGGGCUAAGCUCAUGCCUGCCUUCUUUUCUCUCUCUUUGACAUCCCUCCUCGCGACACCCGUCUUGUCCGCUCUCCUCGUCUUGUUUGGGGCCCCGUUGACGACACACAAUGCUGAGACCCUACUCUGUGGAGCUCAUAUGGCAUUGUUGUCGACCACUGCGCUUGUCUAUGUGCACGGCGUGGAUGGCUCUGUUUGGAAGGAAGUUUGGGGCAUCGCUCGGCCUGCGGAUGCUGUUUGGGGUGGCGCUUUAGGUACUGGAUUAGGCGCUUGGUUCGGCGCUAUUCCCAUUCCUUUGGACUGGGACCGGCCAUGGCAAGCCUUUCCGAUCACCAUUCUGAUCGGUGCAUAUAUUGGAUACGCGAUUGGCUCCCUGGCCUCGCGAACACCCCUGCUUUAUGGAAAACGCAUCCACUUCGCUCCUGAGGAACAGGAAGAGGCCGAGAAGAAGACAAAUUAG
Penicillium macrosclerotiorum is the source of this 876-nucleotide messenger RNA. RefSeq names its product PIG-F family protein. The transcript is spliced from 3 exons. Gene Ontology annotation, cellular component: endoplasmic reticulum membrane. Lineage: Eukaryota; Fungi; Ascomycota; Eurotiomycetes; Eurotiales; Aspergillaceae. The annotation marks the transcript as partial. The record is from RefSeq and is a predicted model, not a curated record. Gene Ontology annotation, biological process: GPI anchor biosynthetic process.